AUGCGGAGUUCAGCAGCGGGCAAAUCGCCUGCUGAAGCUUUGACUCCUAAUAUGCUCAGACGUCCCAGUCUGAUCACGGCCGGUGACACUGGACAUGCUCUGCCAAUGUCAGAUGACAAAAAGUUGAGACGAAAUCUUCCGCCCAAGCGCUCAUUGGCGCUCGCUGCCGCCGGCAUCGUUCCUCAAAGGCGUGGCGCCGUCGAAUGGGCAGCUCAAGGCUCAAGCGAUCGGAAUGACCCAUGCUUGCGCACGCGUCGGCGUGUCACUGAGACAGACGGACUCCGCGAAGGCGGCUACGAUACACCAUCAGGAGGCCCGAAAUAG
Colletotrichum orchidophilum is the source of this 324-nucleotide messenger RNA. RefSeq lists its product as uncharacterized. The record is from RefSeq and is a predicted model, not a curated record. Bases 1 to 324 code for a protein of 107 amino acids. The transcript has a single exon. NCBI's taxonomy places the organism in Eukaryota, Fungi, Ascomycota, Sordariomycetes, Glomerellales, Glomerellaceae.